Molecule: messenger RNA, 1393 nt
Organism: Andrographis paniculata
Lineage: Eukaryota; Viridiplantae; Streptophyta; Magnoliopsida; Lamiales; Acanthaceae
Product: axial regulator YABBY 1-like
Exons: 7
Coding region: 174-1019 (281 amino acids)
Biological process (GO): regulation of shoot apical meristem development; regulation of leaf development; polarity specification of adaxial/abaxial axis
Cellular component (GO): nucleus
Source: RefSeq, a predicted model, not a curated record
CCUUCUUUGUUUGUUGGGAGAAGAGAUAUAAUAAUAUCGAAGCAGCAGGAUCAUCGAUGGCUCUAAAUUAUUGAUGAGGUUACCCUUAACCCUAUCUACUUCCCUGUCGGAACACAGUAGCAGUGUAGCCCUAGCCCUAGCCCUAGCCUUAGCCUUCAUAUAUACAUACCUCGAUGGGUCAAUCCAUCAAUCAAUCAGUCACUCAAAUCAUCGUCAUCAUCAUCAAAUCAAAAUCACAUAUCCAGAGAGACAAAGAAAGAAAGUUGGAUAGUUGUAGUCGUCUCGAGACAAGACCUUAUCAUAAGAACAAAAAGAAAAAAGAAAACAUGUCCUCUUCAUCAUCUGCAGCUUUUGCACCGGACCACCACCUCCACCACCACCACCACCACCACCACCCCCCCCACACCACCGAUCAGCUCUGUUACGUCCAUUGCAACUUUUGUGACACUGUCCUCGCGGUGAGUGUUCCUUGCACGAGCUUGUUCAAGACUGUCACCGUUCGAUGCGGACAUUGUACCAAUCUUCUCUCUGUCAACAUGCGUGGAUUGCUUCUUCCUCCUGCACCUAAUCAGCUCCAUCUUGGCCACUCCUUCUUCUCUCCUCAGAAUCUUCUGGAAGAGAUUCGGAACUCGCCGUCGAACUUGCUUAUCAACAAUCAGCUGAGUCCGACAGAGUCAUCUGUGACGGCUGUGCGAGGAAUCGACGAGCUUCCGAAGCCUCCAGUGGCUAACAGACCCCCAGAGAAAAGACAGAGAGUCCCUUCUGCAUACAACCGUUUCAUCAAGGAUGAGAUUCAACGCAUCAAAGCUGGAAACCCUGAUAUCAGUCACAGGGAAGCCUUCAGUGCUGCUGCAAAGAAUUGGGCCCACUUCCCACACAUUCAUUUCGGACUUAUGCCUGAUCAUCAACCCGUGAAGAAACCAAAUGUUUGUCAGCAACAGGAAGGAGGAGAGCUUGAUCAUGUUCUGAUGAAGGAUGGAUUUCUUGCUCCUGCAAAUGUGGGUCUGUCUCCCUACUAAGAUUAAUAAUUAUUAUUCUUCGAUCAUAUAUAUAUAUAUAUAUGUGUGUGUGUGUGUAUGUAUUUUAUGUGUGUGGGGGGCGUAUGUCGAUGAUAUACGUCUGGAUCGUGUUUAAUUACUGGAUCGAGGUUUCUGGCAUUAGCUAGGGUUCUUAUUAUACUAAGUUCGAUCGAUCCAUGCUGUCUGUGGGAAUGAUGACUGUUUUAAUUUGCAGUUUCUGCGUUGCUUAAUUAAUUAGCUUAGCUUAGCUUAGCUUAAUUCGAAUGACAUGAUUGUGAUGGGAAAGAGAGGAUUUUGGAUGUCGAAUGUUUGGUAAUGUUAUAUGAUCUCUCGAACCCAUCCUAUCAUAAUGAAUUAAAGCUAUAUCCUUUAUU